AGCUUUGAAUACCCGUUAAGCUGUAAACAUUUUGGGAGUUCUCAUCCCCGGCAGCGAAGUGGUUGUUACGAAUAACUGGAGAGAGAUUGGCAGCGGAGCGGGAACUCAAGAUGGGAGAAAACAGGUCUGUCGCCGCCGCACCACCACCGUCGUCGGCAAAAGCCUCCGCCAUCGAUGACGCACUUCUCAAGCAAUUCUUCGCUGAGGUCAGCGAGGUUGAGCGCGACAACGAAGUUAUAAGGAUACUUUCAUGCUUCAAGUUGAAUCCAUUUGAAUACCUUAACCUGUCAUUUGAUUCGUCCAUUGACGAAGUUAAAAAGCAGUAUCGUAAGUUGUCCUUGCUUGUUCACCCUGAUAAAUGCAAGCAUCCACAAGCAAAGGAGGCAUUUGGUGCCUUAGCUAAAGCGCAACAGUUAUUACUUGAUCAACAGGAGAGGGAUUACAUUCUGAGCCAAGUUGUUGCAGCAAAAGAAGAAUUAAGAUCAAAGUGGAAGAAGCAGCUUAAAAAAGAUACUGCUAGUAAAUUGAAGUCAUUAGUUACUGAGGGUAAAUAUGACCAAGAACAUGAGCAGUCAGAGGAAUUCCAGCAGCAGCUCAGGUUGAAGGUUAGAGAAAUAUUGACAGAUCAAGAAUGGCGGAGGAGAAAAAUGGCUAUGAGGAUAUCUGAAGAGGAAGGUCGCUUGAAGAAAGAUGAGGAAGAAACAAAAGAGAUGUGGAAAAGAAAACGUGAGCAUGAGGAGCAGUGGGAAGGAACUAGAGAAAAGAGGGUGUCCAGUUGGAGAGAUUUCAUGAAGGGGGGGAAAAAGGCUAAGAAAGGAGAGAUUCGGCCUCCAAAGCUGAAGACAGAAGAUCCCAACAAAUCUUAUGUUCAAAGACCAGUUAAACGAGGUUAACGCAUGUACUCUGAUGGGUUUUUAUUGCUUCCGUAGUGACGUGAAUCUCAGUGAAAGCUUGAACUGGCGUCUUGAGUAUAAGCUUCACCCUUGUAUAAAGUUGUAUUUGUUGAGAAGCCAAUUAUUGAGCAGCAAAUUACAUUUUGCUCUCGAGUGUAAACCAGGUAGGAGAGCUUUUGGUAUUAUGUUCGGUGCACCAGGCUCCUCAGAUCUGGUGUAUUUUCCAUAUUCUCUAGCUCUAUAGUCCAACGAGUUGGGUCCGUGGAGAGAGCUAAUGAGAUGUACACAAAUCUUACCCCAACCUUUGCAGGGUAGGGAGUGUCAGGUGCAAGAUAAUUAGCAAAAAUAGGUGCAUAUCUUGCACAAGCCAUGUUCAGCAUUUUAGUUUUCCCUAAAGUACCAUCUCUAUUCUCCACCCUUAGUGCUUGAACAUCAUUAUUUUUAUUUGCAAGACUAUUUUUCGAAUUA
Messenger RNA from Solanum dulcamara, 1361 nucleotides. Its product is annotated as J domain-containing protein spf31-like. Lineage: Eukaryota; Viridiplantae; Streptophyta; Magnoliopsida; Solanales; Solanaceae. The record is from RefSeq and is a predicted model, not a curated record. Bases 111 to 893 code for a protein of 260 amino acids. The transcript has 9 exons.